GUACAUGGGUUUCCGAUAUAUCAGUGAAGAAUGUUCAGAAGCUGUCUUUAUUCUUUGCCUGCAGUCUAUCAUUGGAGUUAUAAUUCAAUGUUUUAUUGUAGGCAUGAUCUUUGCCAAGUUCUCUCGACCAAAAAAGCGCCAACAGACCAUCAUGUUCAGUCGAAAUGCCAUCAUUUGCCUUCAUGAUAGCAAACUUUGUUUGAUGUUCCGCGUUGGUUACAUGCGAAAAUCAACUAUGAUUGGUGCUCAAGUAAGCUUGCAUUUAAUAAAAAGAAAGAUCACAGCAGAAGGGGAGAUCAUUCCGUACUACCGCUAUAUUCUAGAGGUGCAACACCACAGUGCUAACAACAGCAUUCUUCUGUCGUGGCCAGUUGUGGUGGUCCAUGAGAUCAAUCAAGAUAGUCCACUAUACACCAUGUCAGCUGAUGAUUUUUUGAAGGACAAAUUUGAAAUAGUGGCUAUCUUGGAGGGAAUUUCAGAGUCGACUGAUCAGUCCUUCCAAGCAAGAACCUCCUUUCUGUCCAACGAGAUUCUUUGGGGUCACCGGUUCGAACAACUACUCACUUACAGAAAAGACACUAGCGACUUUCUAGUUGACUUUGGAAAAUUCAACAACACCUAUGAAGUCAAGAUUCCCCUUUGUAGUGCUCAACACUUUUAUGGGUUUCAAAAAUCCUACAGCCUGGAUCAUGGAAACUAUAACUUGGAGGAAAAAAAACAGGAGAAAAUGACUUAUGUGCGCAAAGACAACAGGUCCACCUGCUCGGUAUAAUUGGUUUGAAAAAUCAGUAGGUUACAUCAAGAAGACGUUAAUUGGUGAGACGUAAAUAAGUACGUUUUUCGAUUUUUUUAUACAUUAUGUGAAUUUUCUAAUGACCAAUAGACUGCAGAAGCUGAAUGUACAGAAGACAGGAUCAAUGAAUGUGGAGAACGUUUUCAAACUAUUUUUGUAUGGAACAUUUAAAAUUAUUUUAAUAUAAACAAGAUUUUGUUUGGGCUCAACAUAUUUAAUUUGCUAGACCAAAAUACAUGAUAGAAAGCAAAGGGUUUCACAAUAUAGUGAUGGUCUAGUCACAUCCUUUGAUGUUAAUUAAAACAUUUAUAUUGUAUCAGUUGACAGACGAAAAGAGUUGUAACAGUUCUUCUUUCUUCAAAACUAAAACAAAUAAUUAACCCUGUAUUAUCUAGAGCUAACACAUCAUAUAAAUCUGGCAUAUCUAUAUUGCUUGGUUCCUGUAUUAUCAAGAGCUAACACAUCAUGUAUAUCUGGCAACCUUAUAUUGCAUGGUUCCUAUAUUAUCCAGAGAUAAUAACACAUCAUGUAUAUCUGACAUCCUUAUAUUGGUUGGUUCCUGUAUUAUCCAGAGAUAAUAACACAUCAUAUUGCUUGGUUACUGUAUUAUCCAGAGCUAACACAUUAUGUAAAUUCGGCAUCCUUGCAUUGCUUGUUUCCUGUAUUAUCCAGAGCUAACACAUCUUGUAAAUCUGGCAUCCUUAUAUCGUUUGGUACCUGUAUUAGCCAGAGAUAAUAACACAUCGUGUAAAUUUGGCAUCCUUAUUUUGCUUGGAUCCUGUAUUAUCCAAAUCUAAUACAUCAUUUAAAUCCCGCAUCGUUAUAUUGCUUGGUUCUUGUAUUACCCAGCGCUAACACAUCAUGUAAAUUUGGAAUCCUUACCUUGCUUGGUCCCUGUAUUAUCCAGAGAUGAUAACACAUCAUGUAUAUCUGGCAUACUUACAUUGCUUGGAUCCUGUAUUAUCCAGAGCUAACACAAUAUUUAAAUUUGACAUCCUUAUAUUGUUUGUUUCCUGUAUAAUCCAGAGCUAACACAUCAUGUAAAUCUGGCAUCCUUAUAUUGUUUGGUUCCUGUAUUAUCCAGAGAUAAUAACACAUCGUGUAAAUCUGGCAUCCUUAUAUUGCUUGGUUCCUGUAUUAUCCAGAGCUAACAC
Limulus polyphemus (Atlantic horseshoe crab) is the source of this 1947-nucleotide messenger RNA. RefSeq names its product inward rectifier potassium channel 2-like. The record is from RefSeq and is a predicted model, not a curated record. Lineage: Eukaryota; Metazoa; Arthropoda; Merostomata; Xiphosura; Limulidae. Gene Ontology annotation, cellular component: plasma membrane. Gene Ontology annotation, molecular function: inward rectifier potassium channel activity. The coding region runs from base 5 to 772 and encodes 255 amino acids. The transcript is spliced from 2 exons. Gene Ontology annotation, biological process: potassium ion import across plasma membrane; regulation of monoatomic ion transmembrane transport.